AUUAUAUCAGGACCUAUAGACACCUGGAGAGAACACAACAUUAUAUCAGGACCUAUAGACACCUGGACCAACCUGGAGAGAACACAUCAAGAUGAGGAUCCUGCUGAUAGUCAUCCUCCUCUCCUUCAUGACAGGUUGUUUGAGCUCCUUUACAGUGACAGGAUACUCUGGAGGAACUGUCAUCAUCUACUGUCAUUAUUCCACAGAAGAAAGAAGUAAUGAGAAAUAUUUAUGCGUGAGGCAGUAUAGUUUGAGUUAUGAGGAUCAAAUCAGAACUGUAUUGAAUAACACCUGGAAGCACAGUGGUAGAUUCUCCCUGUAUGACAACACUAGAGGAAACUACUUCAAGGUGAUGAUCAGACAACUGACCAGACAAGAUGAAGGGACCUACUGGUGUGGAGUGGACCAACCUAUUAUACCUGACAGUUAUACCAAGGUAGAGCUGGAUGUGAAGAAGGAUGACUGCUGUGAGAAGUCAGUCACAGAGACGGCCUUUCUGGGAGGAGAAGCUACCAUCAGAUGUAACUAUCCAGAGGACCAUGAGGACAACAUCAAGUAUUUCUGCAAGGAAGACAGUGAAUCUGACUGUGAAUACCAGAUAUCAGGUACAUAUAAUGAACAACUAGGAAGAUAUUCUCUUUCUAAGAGAAGAAGAGAGAGAUUCUCCACAGUGACCAUCAGUGACCUGACUGAAGAUGAUACUGGGACCUACUGGUGUGGAGUAGAAACCAGCAGGACAGAACAACGUUACAUUACACUGAUCACACAGGUGAAGCUGGAUGUUAUAAAUUGGAGGGAUGUCAAACCAAUCAAUGUGACUGAGCAGGUUGGGGAGACUGCCAAGCUCACUUGUAAAUAUCCAGCAGACCACAAGAAGAAUGAGAAGUUCUUCUGUAAAGGGGACAGUCCUUUAACCUGCGAAGAUAAAGUAACAGCUACAAAACCUAACAUCAUCAUAAGGAAUAAGAGGUUUUCUCUGAGGGACAACAGUGAGAAGACCAACUUCACUGUUCACAUCAAGAUGAUGAGACCAGAGGAUUCUGGGACAUACUGGUGUGGAUCUGAUAGAAGAUGGAGACCUGCAGACUCCACUAGAUUUAUCCUCUCUGUGGUGGCACCAACUACCACCAUCAUGAAAACCAAAACUACAGCCCCACCCACAACCACCUUCCUCUCACUAUCUUCACCACCAUCACCAUCAUCAUCAUCACCAUCAUCAUCAUUAUCACCAGCAUCAUCACUCAACGGAUCUGGUACCUCCGUGUUCAUCAUGGUGUCUGUUAGUCUGGUAGUGUUACUGCUGGUGAUCAGCCUGAUCAUAGUCUAUAGAUGGAAAUACAACAAGGUCACAGGAUUUGUUUCUUCAACACACAGAGUGAGUCCAGACACAGGAAACAAAGAAGGGGGUUGUCAUGGUGAUGGUGACUAUGAAGAGAUAAUGGAGCGCGCCCCAAGGUCAGACUCGGGCGCUGCGACCUCCACCAUCUACACCACCGUCAACUUACCCACAAGCCACUCUGACUCUCCCCACUACGCCAGCGUCAACUUCCACAAGAACCCCAGUAGCUCCAACGAAGCCACUGACACCAUUACUAAAGAGGGCAGAUGCCCCAAUGAAGCCACCGCCUCCAUUGCAAAAGAGGGCACGUCAUCAUGUGACUAUGCUACUGUGAACUUUGGUCAAAGCCCAGCCAGCCUACUCUACUGUCAUCCACACAGCUCCUCUGAGGCUCCUCCCAUAUACUCCACAAUCAGCAAACCCAGAGACACCUGAGUCAAUGGCAACCAAUCACAAGAUACAUACACACACUGGCGACCAAUCACAAGAGAUAUAUUUCUCUCUCUCUCUCUCUCUCUCUCUCUCUCUCUCUCUCUCUCUCUCUC
Messenger RNA from Oncorhynchus mykiss (rainbow trout), 1884 nucleotides. Lineage: Eukaryota; Metazoa; Chordata; Actinopteri; Salmoniformes; Salmonidae. The record is from RefSeq and is a predicted model, not a curated record.